UUUCGGUGAAAACUUUAUGUUUAACCUUAUGAUAUAAACAAUGUGCAGUGUAAAAUCAUAAUGCCAGUUAAAAAACGUACUUCAUCUGAUACAAAGAAAGGAAAAUCAGCAGUUAGUAAGGCUUCCGAUGGCAGACUUGAUGAAUCUAGUGUUAACAAUGUCAAAAAGAAAGUUGGAAGGCCGAAGAAACCAGAGGGUCCUAAAAAGAAAACACUUGAUACCCGCUGCUCUCCAACUGCCAUUGCGGAUAUGAUGGAGCAUUUAAAAGAUAAAUAUCCGAUCAAAUACCAAGAAGUUGAGAAAAUGAGUUUUGGAUGCCUGAGGCACAUCCCUAAGUGGUCGAUGAACCAAGAUUUGGUUGUCGCCCUGGCACGGUCAUAUAACAAGGAUCGAAUGCUUUUGGAAGUUGAAACCGGAGACAUACCGAUGAAUGCACGAGUGAUAAGUCAAGCAUUGGGACUCCUUGCAAAUGGUAAUACGUAAAAUAUAUAUUUAAUGUAAAGUGCAUAUAUGUUCUCUUUUACAGUGUCUGAUAAGACUAUUGCUAGUUA
Molecule: messenger RNA, 551 nt
Organism: Arachis ipaensis
Lineage: Eukaryota; Viridiplantae; Streptophyta; Magnoliopsida; Fabales; Fabaceae
Source: RefSeq, a predicted model, not a curated record